Molecule: messenger RNA, 618 nt
Organism: Adineta steineri
Lineage: Eukaryota; Metazoa; Rotifera; Eurotatoria; Adinetida; Adinetidae
Source: the annotation of a GenBank genome assembly
AUGGUCGAAGAUUCGAAAGAAGAUAAGAAGAAGGAGUCAAAAACUCCUCUUCUAUCUGCUAAUCUUUCCUAUCCAACUCGGCCAUAUGUUGCUCAAAUGCCUGCAUUAAUACGCCUAAUUGGUCAUUAUACAGAUUCUGGUCGAUCAAUGCCACACGCUGGUUCACCAGAAGCAGAAACAGCUUUUCGUAGUCAUCAAGAAGAUGAACAAGAACAACAACUUGUUUAUAAUCAAGAUACUCAACCUAUUGAAGUAAUUAAUCCAUUUGUUCGUUGGCAUCGACGUUGGUAUCGAAGUAAAGGUGUUGAUCCAUCACCAACUGUUGGUGUUUAUUAUACACCAUUUAAUAUGGCUCUUGAACCUUGGGCUAUGGGUAUAGGUGAUCAUGGAUGUGGUAAAAUAUUUAAACAAUAUAGAAUGUGCACUCAUAUGAUGCCAAGUUCUCAUCGAUAUCUAUGUCAAGAUGAAAAAGAUGAUGUUCGAGAAUGUAUGCUUGCUGAAAAACGAAUCUUACGUCAUCAAUUUAUGUAUCAACAUCGUGUUAAGAAAAAUUUACCAUUUCCUGAAGAUCCAUUGAUUGAUGGUUAUAAUUGGCCUUCAUUCAAAUAUUUAAAUUGA